CUCAUCAAAAGAGGGGAAUCCAUGUGUCUGUCACCCAACACCUUCAACCCUUGAAUUAAAAUACAAAUAAAUCCAUAAUCGGAAAAAGAGGACUGAGUUGCUUGUUCAGUUUACAAUGGCGAAAUUCAGACAACAUUUGACUUUGUGGCAACCUCGGGAGUUGCUCCAAGAUCCAUUAUUCAAAUUCCCUUACUUGCCUGGAAUCUCGCUCUCCAUUUCGCUUUUUUCACGCUCAUUCCACUACGCAUUUAAAGUUUUAUACUUCAAACUUGUCUUUCUCCAUACUUCUGGAUCUCUCAUUUUUCUUCCCCUUUGCGUGCCAUUUCAAAAGAGUUUUUCACAUUCAGUUUUCACGUCUUUUGCAUGUUCCUUUGCCUCUGCCGGUUCAGUUUCCUCUUUCAUUUCCAACGCCUUUGAUUGGACUCUCAUCCUUUCAUUUUUCCCCCUCUAUAACCUGACAGGGUGGGAGGUUACUGAAUUUGAAGCUUGAAGGGAACCAAUCAAAUUGGUCAGUGACAUGUCGAGUAUCAAGUUAGAUGAGGUUGUUUGCCGUGAUUCUGAGGAAUCAGAAUUAAGCUCUUGGAAUGAGAAAGUGACUUCAGAUGAAAAGGUUAAUAGAGUAUAUGAGAUCCUAAAUGGCAUCCAUAAGCAAGGGCAGAGGUCACUUGGCAGUAUCACCACAAAUGUUGAGAAUGGAACACUGACUGAUAGGUUAUUUAAAGGGAAUAAAGCAGCAAUUGGUGACAGUUUCAAUCUUCCAUUUGAUCGGAGUGAAAAACAUGCACAUGUAAUUGGAAGAAGAUCUGGACCUCUUAUAUCCGGAACAGCAUACUGCAUUUCUUCGUGCAGCAUGAUAUUACUGAAUAAAGUUGUUCUCUCAAGUUAUAAUUUUAAUGCAGGAAUAUCAUUGAUGUUUUAUCAGAAUCUGAUAAGUUGUGUAGUUGUUGCCAUAUUGGGACUGUGUGGAGCAGUUUCAGUCGAAAAGCUGAAUUGGAAGCUGAUCAGGGUUUGGCUCCCUGUAAAUAUAAUCUUUGUUGGCAUGCUUGUGUCGGGAAUGUAUAGUUUGAAAUACAUAAAUAUAGCAAUGGUGACCAUCCUAAAGAACAUGACGAAUAUUUUAACAGCAAUUGGAGAAUAUUAUGUUUUCCGAAAGCAUCAAAAUCAGAAAGUGUGGACGGCAAUGUUUAUGAUGAUUAUCUCUGCUGUCACUGGUGGUAUUACAGAUCUCUCAUUUGAUGCCAAAGGGUAUACAUGGCAGAUUUUGAAUUGCAUCUUAACAGCUGCCUAUUCGCUUACUUUGCGGCUUGUCAUGGAUAAAGCUAAGCAGGCAACCAAAUCAGGAUCACUUAAUAACAUGUCCAUGGUUUUACUGAAUAAUUUGUUGUCUCUGCCCUUUGCAAUCUUCCUGAUUUUCGUUUUGAAUGAAUGGGAAUAUGUAAUAACUACCAAUGUGAUUAAAUUGCCAGUGUUUUGGGUUGUUGCAACAGCUAGUGGGUUGCUUGGACUUGCCAUUAGCUUCACAUCCAUGUGGUUUUUGCAUCAAACUGGACCAACCACUUACAGUCUUGUAGGUUCCUUGAACAAGGUUCCCAUCUCUAUAGCCGGACUCAUGCUGUUCAAAGUUCCACUCAGUGUACCAAACAUGUUCAGCAUACUUUUUGGUUUAUUUGCUGGAAUAUUGUUUGCCAGAGCCAAAAUGUCAUGAUCGAAGAACAGGACAAUGCGCAGACAAGAUAUAGUAAACAUUGCUUCUCCUUGUGUAAGGAUCAUCAAUGUCUGGGGAAAAGAAACACAGAAGAUUACAUAAAACUUUUCGAAGUUCUAGGAAACAAAAUUUGAUUGCAAUAUGAAGGAUUAAGCAUACAUAAUACCACUGCCUUAAAAAUACAACUUCCUAUACACAACUCGGAAAGGUCAUUAGUCAACAGAAUAAUCGCAUGUUUUGCAUUCUUCUUUUCUUUUUGAGGAAACAACCUAGCGAAAGGGGUUGUAUGUAAUUCCCUUGAUAUGUAGCUGUAACUUUAUUAUUUUUCUCGUAAAACUUCUUUCCCUUGUUUUGGGUAUUGAUAGACAUACAAAUGCAAGCAAAAGAGGAGCUGUCAAGUUGUUAGCUUGAUUCUCUACGUUUGUAAAAUUGUUUAAUUUUAAAGCUUUUAAUUCCAAAUAUUUUAGUUUCA
Gossypium raimondii (Peruvian cotton) is the source of this 2177-nucleotide messenger RNA. Its product is annotated as GDP-mannose transporter GONST2. Lineage: Eukaryota; Viridiplantae; Streptophyta; Magnoliopsida; Malvales; Malvaceae. The transcript has 10 exons. Gene Ontology annotation, cellular component: Golgi apparatus. Gene Ontology annotation, molecular function: GDP-mannose transmembrane transporter activity; antiporter activity. The record is from RefSeq and is a predicted model, not a curated record. Bases 518 to 1705 code for a protein of 395 amino acids.